AGCGCAGCGAAAACGGCGGUUAUUGUUCUUGGUUUCGCCGAGUGGACAGUUCAGACACUUUUUACUACAUGUAGAGAGAGCCCCAUGGCCAUUCGACAAUUUGCUUCCGACGACCUACUCAAACACAUGUCGACACAAGUAGUGACCGCCUCAGUCGCCGUCCCCACCAGCAAGGUUGGCGAGCAAACGCGAUAUCGAUUGAUGUACACGGACGAGAAAGUCAAGUCCCGGUACGACCUGGUGUUGCGAACAACCAUCUCCCUGGCGUCCCACGAAAAGCGCAGCAACAGCAACACCAUGCUCGCCCAAAAGGCCAUGAAGUACCGAAAACUCGAUCAAACCAAGCUGGCCAUGACGUGCAACGACCCCAACGUCGAUGUGUUUCAGUGCAUGGGGAUCCAGUGGUGCAAAGUCGAACGAUGUACUUGAUUGUGUGCCUUCGACGCUUAGUUAGGAAUAGUGGUUAGCUCUUGGUGGUAUUUGUACGUCCGUUGGCUUAGGAUCUCAUCAAUAAAGGUCAUGAGUUGAGUGA
Molecule: messenger RNA, 532 nt
Organism: Aphanomyces astaci
Lineage: Eukaryota; Oomycota; Saprolegniomycetes; Saprolegniales; Verrucalvaceae
Exons: 1
Coding region: 85-429 (114 amino acids)
Source: RefSeq, a predicted model, not a curated record